Messenger RNA from Apiotrichum porosum, 1644 nucleotides. It is a transcript of the gene MTG2, whose product is annotated as putative GTPase. Gene Ontology annotation, cellular component: mitochondrion. The transcript is spliced from 2 exons. The coding region runs from base 1 to 1644 and encodes 547 amino acids. Gene Ontology annotation, molecular function: GTPase activity; GTP binding. Lineage: Eukaryota; Fungi; Basidiomycota; Tremellomycetes; Trichosporonales; Trichosporonaceae. The record is from RefSeq and is a predicted model, not a curated record.
AUGCCUCUUGUCCGACACUGCAUCGCCUGCACACGGGCAGCACGGCCACAGCGCUUCCCCCUCGCACCACUGGGACGCUUCCAAUCGAGCUCUCGCGCUGUGGGGCCUGCACCGCGCGAAAUCAAAGAAGAUGAAGACGACUUUGAGGACGUCAUCCGCGAACUGCACCGUCGCAAGAAGGUUGACGAGAAGAGGAACCAGAAGGGUGCUGACUUUGUAGACUUUUUAAGAGUCACAGUAAGAGGAGGCAAGGGUGGUUCCGGAACCGCUGCAUUCCUGCCAUCUCGACGCGGCCUUGGACCGCCUUGUGGUGGCAACGGCGGUCCUGGCGGCUCCGUCUACAUUACAACAUCGCCAUUCCUCACAUCUCUCGCGGGUGCUACCAAGAGACUCAUUGGCGGUCAAGGCGGUCACGGAAGCGGCAACUUGAGACACGGCGUGCGUGGCGAGGACACCAUUGUAACUGUGCCCCUCGGCACCGUCAUCCGCGAGAUCCGGCGUGAAGGCGAGGCGGAGAAGACGACGGCCGACAAUGACGCGCUUGGACUGGACCGCGAAGAGCGCAGGAACCGGACUCGUGAGCGCUGGCUCGUCCAGCACCCCAACUUUGAGGCCAACGACAAGGACAUUCGUGAGGCCGAGACACUUCUCCGCAAGGCAGGACGGUGGACGCAGCGUACUCCUGGUUUCGACGUCUCGCCGCCUCUCGAGCUCGACAUUACCGAGCCCCUCGCCGAGCCUCUCCUUCUCUCGCGCGGUGGUGUUGGUGGACUCGGCAACCCUCAUUUCGUCACUGAAAAGACCCGUCUUCCUCGUCUUGCCAGCCGUGGUGUCCUUCCCGUAACUCGCACGUUCGAGUUUGAGCUCAAGCUCCUCGCCGACGUCGGUCUUGUUGGUCUCCCCAACGCUGGCAAGAGUACUCUGCUUCGAUCUCUCACCGGCCGCCGUGCCGAGGUUGCCGACUAUGCGUUCACCACUCUCAAUCCCCAAAUCGGCGUUGUUCGUGUACUUGACGACGGAACGUGGGCGGCGGCACCCCGCAGUGCUAUUGAGGACACCGAGCUCGAACGCCGGGAGGACGAGAGGAGCCGUGAAGCCGGCGACUACAAGCCCCUGCCCCGUGCUCCUCGCCAGCGCAAGCGUCGUGAGCGUACUCGUUUUACCAUCUCGGACAACCCUGGUCUUCUGCAUCGCGCAUCCGAGAACGUUGGUCUUGGCCACUCGUUCCUUCGUUCUAUUGAGCGCUCGCUGGCCCUUGCAUACGUUCUUGACGGACGCCGCCCGGACCCGGUUGAGGACUAUCGCAUUCUCCGUGCCGAGCUCGAGGCCUACAAGGCCGGUCUUGGCAGCCGCGCUCGCAUCCUGGCCCUGAACAAGACGGACGAGUUGACCGAGGACGACAUUGCGGCCAAGAUUGAAGCGCUCAAGAAGGCGGCCCUCGAGGUGGACGACGGCCGCCCAGAGGUGCUCGUUGUCAGUGCCAAGUUUGGUACUGGCCUUGACCAGGUCGUCAACGUUCUUGCCGACGCGGUCGACGAAGCCCGUCCGCCAGCACCCAAGCCCAUCAAGGAGAAGCACCCGCUUCCCCCACCCCUUGUGAUUGAGGAGCCUAUUGAAGUUGAGGAAGAUUUGAUCGAGGUUUAG